Molecule: messenger RNA, 3915 nt
Organism: Leptopilina heterotoma
Lineage: Eukaryota; Metazoa; Arthropoda; Insecta; Hymenoptera; Figitidae
Gene: exd
Product: homeobox protein extradenticle
Exons: 8
Coding region: 503-1678 (391 amino acids)
Biological process (GO): regulation of transcription by RNA polymerase II; animal organ morphogenesis; neuron development
Cellular component (GO): nucleus
Molecular function (GO): RNA polymerase II cis-regulatory region sequence-specific DNA binding; DNA-binding transcription factor activity, RNA polymerase II-specific
Source: RefSeq, a predicted model, not a curated record
UUGGCCUUUUCCCCUCCUGCACAAAAUUCUUGUUUGACUGGUUAAUGGUGGAAAUUGUUUAAGGGAUGUUUGUGUGUUGAGUUUUGUUUAGAAACUAUGUUUUUAAUGGUGUUUAAAUUAAUAGUUAAAAUAAAAAACUAAAAACACUUGAAUCUGUAUAUUACAUUCUUUUUCAUAAUUGUACUUAAAAAGUUAUUUGAAUCAGUCAAAUAUUAAAACAGUAAAUAAACAAGAGAAGUGAGACAACUUUUAAUGCUUAUGUGAUUUAAUUACAGCCGUACACUGGUAAAAUACAAAGUGUAUUAAAUUUGGAAACUUAAAAGAAACUGGUAGAGAAAAAUUUGAAAAAAAAGUUUGAAAGAAAAUUGUUUGAAGCACUGCAAUAUUAAAGAGAGAAAUUGAUGAGUUAAUGGUAGUAUGCGUUCCAUUGUUAGACGCUUAGAGUUUUAAACCAUCAAUCGUGUAUUGAAAGUGAAGACUUGAAAUUAAAGAGUUUUGGUUGAUGGAUGAAUCGAGCAGAAUGCUUCAACACGGAGGAUCAAGCGUUGGUCUAAUGGGUGGAAACCAAGGGCAAGGUGGGCAAAAUACUGGGGCAUACGGGAACAUGGGGCCUACCGAUGGAUCGGCUUCUCAAGGAGGAGAUCAAGCCGUCGAGGCCAGAAAACAAGAUAUUGGUGAAAUUCUUCAAUCUAUUAUGAAUAUAACAGAUCAAAGCUUGGAUGAGGCACAAGCAAGAAAACACACAUUGAACUGUCACAGAAUGAAGCCUGCUUUGUUUUCCGUUCUUUGCGAAAUAAAGGAGAAAACUGUUCUGUCACUGAGAAAUACUCAAGAGGAAGAACCACCUGAUCCUCAGUUAAUGAGGCUAGACAACAUGUUAAUAGCAGAGGGUGUAGCAGGUCCUGAGAAAGGUGGUGGAGCUGGUGCUGCAGCUUCAGCAUCAGCGGCAGCGGCUGCAGGUCCGCCUGGCCAGCCCGAUAACGCUAUCGAGCAUUCGGAUUAUCGUGCUAAACUUGCUCAAAUCAGACAAAUAUAUCAUCAGGAAUUGGAAAAAUAUGAACAGGCGUGUAAUGAAUUCACAACCCAUGUGAUGAACUUAUUGAGAGAACAAAGUCGCACAAGGCCUAUUACACCGAAAGAAAUCGAGAGAAUGGUUCAAAUUAUUCAUAAAAAGUUUUCCAGCAUUCAAAUGCAAUUGAAACAAUCUACAUGUGAAGCAGUUAUGAUUUUGAGAAGUCGAUUUCUUGAUGCUAGACGUAAGAGACGUAACUUCAGUAAGCAAGCGUCAGAAAUUUUGAAUGAAUACUUUUAUUCACACCUAAGCAACCCUUACCCCAGUGAAGAGGCAAAAGAGGAACUUGCACGAAAAUGUGGAAUCACUGUUAGCCAGGUUUCCAACUGGUUUGGGAAUAAGCGAAUUCGUUAUAAGAAAAAUAUUGGUAAAGCUCAAGAAGAAGCGAAUCUAUACGCAGCUAAGAAAGCAGCAGGAGCAUCGCCAUACAGCAUGGGUGGCGCUAGCCAAGGAACACCAACGCCAAUGAUGUCACCAGCUCCUCCUGGGGGUCCUCAGGACAUGGCAGGCUAUGGAAUGGGAAUAAAUGGUAGCGACUAUGGUUCACAACCUUAUAACGAUGGUUCCAUGGGCUAUGAUCCCAUACACCAGGAACUGUCACCUUGAAAUUCCUAAGGAAACAGUAGCGAUACGUUUAAAUAUAAAAAGGAUACGUUCGGCAAAAUCUGAUCACAUUUCUGUCAGUAAUUUAUGGCUCACCAAAACGCGCAAAAAGUACGAACAGCAAUGGAUAUCAAGUUUUUAAAGUACUAUAAAACUUACUGAUCUAGGAGUGUUCUACAGUAUAGAUAUAAAACAUUAAAAAAAAGUAUAAGUAUUAUAAGAACAUUUUGUUUCAGUCAAGAGAAUUCGUUAUUUAUUUUUAUCUUUAUAAGCGUUUUUUCAACUGAUUCACAUUGGGUAAAAAAACACUUUUGUAUAACAAAUUUUGGGAUGCAAAGUCUUAUUUUUUAAUAUCUCGAUUAUUUUAGUUGUCACCUUCAGAAUAAUUAAAUUAUUUUGGUUCGGCUUUGUGGCACCUAUAUCCUACUUAAAUCUUACUGUCUUGGAGGCUUACUCAAAAGCCUACUUGAUUUGGCAAUGACCGGCCAAUAAACUAAAUCAUGCCAUUGGUUAAAUAAAUGUUUAUAAGGCUAGUGGCCUAUCUAUUUUGAAGCCGUUUGAAUAAACACUGUUUUACUUUAAUUGUGUAGGUUUUUGAUCAAUUAUCUUCUUUAAGCAGAAUUAUUUUAAAUUGCAACAUUAAGUUAUAAAUUACGUAAAAAAGGGCACAAAAUAUUUGCUUUAAAACAUAACAGUGGGUUACAAAAAUGUUUUAGGAGAGAUCAAUGACAUUGAAUAGUUCCUGUUUUUAUGCCAACGGCUGAAAAAUAGUCAGACUAAUAGCCUGGUAAUUACUUAUUCAUUUAAUGGUCUUAUAACUUAUAGACAAGUAGAAGUUGAGAAAGUAUAUGGAUUAGAUUUUAUUUAGUGCCCGAACAUUCGAGUCAGCUUGAAUUGUUUAUUGCCCUGCAGCAUAUGCAGCAUAGGUCUUCUGAUAUUUUUGUUAUUUAAUUUAUGUAAUCCCACUUUAAUAUUCGAGAUUAGUAACUAACUUUCUACUGCUGAAAAUAAUCACUUUUAAUGUAAAUGUAACUAUGUCUUGAUCGGGCGGUACAUGGGCAACUGAGGAGCAGAAAUUUUUUUUUGAUGAGUAGUAUGCUUAGUGCUUAGCAGGUUCUUUCUCUUUACUUUGAAAGUAUUAGAAGUACGUAACUUUAGAAAUUCUUUGUUGGAUAACUAACGUUUAAUUUUAAGAUUGAUUAUACCUGACCCUCUUCGGUGAAAGUUACACGGUCCAAAAAAUUAAAUAUGAAUUGCUAUUAUUUCAUAUAUUUUGAGUUGCUUUUACAGAUAUAAAAGUAAAAAAUCAUAUUUGUAACUUUAAUAUUUUUCAUCAAACAUAGGCAUAUGUUAUAUUAUUUUACUAUGUGUAAUAUUACAGCUAUAAACAUCCCUCACCGUGGAGUGUCACGUAUUUCAACUUCGGAAAAAGUUAGACUUAUUUUUUAAAAUGUUGACGCUGUAUCGCACACUUAAGUUACACUGAUAAAAAAAUACUUCCUCAGAUAUGUAGUUUUAUGAUAUCCAGUAAAUAUACUUUAUCAUAUUUCUAUUUAAAAUAACACCCCAGUGGGCACAGAAACGUAAAUUAUCUAAUAACGUCUUUAGAAUAUAAAACGUCUUUGAGACGUCUUUUUAAGAGACAUAAACGUCGCUUCUUUUCUUACUUUAUUUCUUUAUUUCCUGAAAAAUUUUAAUGCAAUAUCCGAUUUUUAUGUAAAAAAAUAAACAUUUAACAAUAUUAUCUUCUCUAGUAUUUUAAUAUCGAAAACGUUUAGAAUGGUAAGAUAUGUAAUUGUGAAUGAUAGUUGCUAGGAUUAGAAUUAUAGAAGUCUGAAAAACACUCCUAGGCUUUUAUGGCUUUAAAGGAAAUUUUGAAAUAAAGCUUUUAUAAGAAAAAUUCAUUAUUAUAAUUUAAACAGCAGUGGGAAUAAUGAUAUAGAAAUAAGAGCUACACUCCUUGGUCGUUCGACACAACAUGAAUAAUGUAUACGAUUUUUAAAUUUAUGGUUAUAAAACAGAUAGUUUUUAGAAGAAAAAGUAAUUAAGUAAAGGAAAGUGGUGCAGGUGAGAUAAGAAAAAAAUGCAAAACUUAAGUUUAUCACAUGGUUUUAUAUUGUAAGUUUUCGUAUUUAUGAAAAGAACUGGAUUAUAAUAUGCUUUUAAAUUCCUAUACAUGUAAAAGACGUAAAAAAUUUGUAUUGGAUUUUAUUUAAAUAAACAUUAAAUACUUAAAUAAA